This is a messenger RNA of Salvelinus namaycush (lake trout), 336 nucleotides long. RefSeq names its product cholecystokinin-like. Gene Ontology annotation, biological process: digestion. NCBI's taxonomy places the organism in Eukaryota, Metazoa, Chordata, Actinopteri, Salmoniformes, Salmonidae. The transcript is spliced from 2 exons. Gene Ontology annotation, molecular function: neuropeptide hormone activity. The record is from RefSeq and is a predicted model, not a curated record. Gene Ontology annotation, cellular component: axon; extracellular region. Bases 1 to 336 code for a protein of 111 amino acids.
AUGAGUGGAUUGUUGGUGUGCGUCCUCAUGGCAGCGCUAGUGGGGGUUGGUUUGACAUCACCCGUAUCCAAGUCGGAUGGCAACACCAAACAGGGUGGGAUACUGCCACAGCUACUGGCCAGGAGGGAGGCAGUGAGGAAUGUUGCAGAGAACGUCGCUAAGCGGGAGCAAGACACUCAAACGAGCAUGGCACGGAUGGAGAGGAUGGCGCACCUGUCAGAGGACCAGCGCGAGUUCAUGUCCAAGCAAAUCAUGCAGGCCAUCUCAGAGAUGAACGAGUGUCCGGACCGGGACUACCAAGGAUGGGUAGACUUUGGACGGCGGAGUGCAGAGUAG